UGGGGAACAGAGUCCUACAUCCUAAAUAAUUAAAGCACCAUCCGUCUUCAGCAAGAUGCCGGCUGUACACAAAUUAUUGCUGGAGGAAGCACUGCAGGAUAGUCCUCAGACACGCACAUUGCUCAGUGUGUUUGAAGAAGAUGCGAGCACUCUUACGGACUACAGCAACCAGCUCUUGCAGUCAAUGCAGCGAGUGUUUGGGGCACAGAAUGAGAUGGCCCUGGCUACCGAGCAGCUCUCCAAACAGCUACUUGACUAUGAGAAACAGAACUUUGCUCUCGGGAAGGGAGAUGAAGAGGUAAUCAGCACGCUUCAACAUUUCGCCAAAAUCAUGGAAGAGCUGAACUCUCUGCAUGUUGAUUUGGCCACCCAGAUGGCUGAUGGCAUGGUGUUUCCCAUGGUGCAGUUCAGGGAGAAGGACCUGACCGAAAUAAGCACGUUGAAAGAGAUAUUUGGAAUCGCCACCGACGAGCACGAGGCGGCCAUGAUCAAGUACAGCCGACUACCCAAGAGGAGGGAGAAUGAGAGACUGAAGGCGGAGCUGGUUGGUGAGGUGGCAUACAGUCGGAGGAAGCAGCAUCAGGCCUCCAUGCAGUAUUACUGUGCUCUUAAUGCCUUACAGUACAGGAAGAGAGUAGCCAUGCUGGAACCCAUGCUGGGAUACACACAAGCCCAGAUCAGCUUCUUUAAGAAAGGGAUAGAACUCGUCUCCAAGAAAAUGGACAGUUUCCUGGCGUCUGUGAGCAGUAUGACUAAGAGUGUUCAGGCGCAGUUGGAUGCCGAGGCAGAGAGCAUGCGAAUGUCUCAGAGAGAGCUGUUGUCAGUGGAUGAUGUCGUCUACAUGCCUGACCAAGAUCCAACACCGGUCAACCGCACACUCAUACAAAAAGCAGGCUACCUCAACAUUAGGAAUAAGACGGGCCUGGUGAGCACAGCCUGGGACCGGCUCUACUUCUUCACCCAGGGGGGGAACCUGAUGUGCCAGCCGCGUGGCGCUGUGGCAGGUGGCAUGGUGCUCGAUCUGGACAACAGCUCCGUCAUGGCCGUCGAAUGCGAGGACAGGCGCUACUGCUUUCAGAUCACGUCACCUAGUGGGAAAACGUCUAUGAUUCUUCAAGCUGAGAGCAAAAAGGAGUAUGAGGAGUGGAUCUGCACCAUUAACAACAUUUCUAGACAGAUCUACCUGACAGACAACCCUGAGGCUGUGGCCAUCAGGCUAAAUCAGACAGCCAUCCAGGCCGUCACUCCCAUCACCAGCUUUGAAAAGAGAGCAGAGGGCUCCCCGAACCCUGACAGGGCUAAGCCAGGUGCAGUGGUCACUGGCAGUGUUAAGAAAGCCCCUGCUGUCCCCGCGGUCCCUGAACCUGAAGACCUGAUUGCCCCUGGGACACCCAUCCAGUUUGAUAUUGUGCUUCCCGCAUCGGAGUUCCUGGACCAGAACAGAACAGGAGGGAGACGCACAAAUCCAUUUGGUGAGACCGAAAUGGACAGCUCUUCAAGUGCUGACGACUCCUUGCUACAGCAGGUAUUUGCUGUGCGUUUCCUGGGUUCCAUGGCAGUGCGCUCAGGCCACACACAGGAAGUUAUCUAUGAGGCCAUGAGGCAGGUGCUAGCUGCUCGGGCGAUACACAACAUAUUUAAAACCAGUGAAUCGCACUUGAUGGUAACAAGCAACAGCCUCCGGUUGAUUGACCCUCAAACACAGGUCACUAAAAUAAGUUUCCAGCUCAGGGACAUCACUCAGUUCGCAGCGCAUAAGGAGAACAGCCGGCUCAUGGGUUUCGUGGUGGAGGGGAGAGACUGGAGUGAGGGAGAGGAGGAGGGAGCAGUGUCCUUCAGUGCCUUUGUGUUCGAGAGCAACACUGAAGGAGAAAAGAUCUGCUACACAAUAAACAUUGGAAAGGAGAUUACAGAAGCCAAGAAGGACCCGGAUGCUCUGGCUGAGUUGAUGAAGUCUGUACCACUGACCAGUGACGGGAAGUUCCUCCUGCUGGAGAAUGAGACAGGAGAGGCAGCGAAUGGAGAAGGAGAGGAUGACUUGGAGUCUGAGGCCUGAAAGUUGUUUCGCCUUCUCAGAGGAGCAGAGCUGAUCCAGUGUUUGUUUUUGUCUCUUAUACCUUGAAUGAAGAUCUAUGGAGCUGAUCCUAGAUACACACUUUACAUACAAACUGAGUGUAGACUCUGUUAUGGUACGUUAUGGCUCUACUCUAAUACUCCAGACAUCUCGAUGCUAAAUACCAAGUAAUCCAAAUAAUCCACAAUCCGGGCUAAAGACGGAGGUUUACAUCCUAGCAGCUAGCAAUCCAGAGUAAUAUAGCUCUGCUAACUACUACACACCAGGUUUAGAUCACAAUCUGGCAAAUCAUUGUGUUCACAUUCACAUCCUUCUACUGAAUUAACAGCCGAUUUGAAGCAUGCAUGAUCAACGACACGACUCGUUUACUGUAAGCCACUAUAAAAAGGGCAAAGAAAGAGGAGGGUAUUUCAGAGUGCCGCAGCAAGAGCUUUCUCAUAUACUCAAAUACCAGACAGGUUCAGACUCCGACUUGCACUUUCUCCUGACCUCCUAGCUCAGUAUAUUCCUCUCUGCAUACUUCAGGAUGAAGGAGCCUAAUAUAAAGGCGUGCUGUUUUAUAUUACUGUCUUACUGAAUAUAGUAGCUUCUUUACAAAGGAUUUCUCUAAUAUCUGAUUUGCCCGUUUAUUGAGAUUUAUAGGUUUAUAGAUUAAAUACAUUAGUGGUGCAGAAAACAUAACAGCUGGAAAUAAUUUUGGUACAUUUAUAGCAGACAUUAAUAAUAAAUUAAAAAAAAAAAACGGAUAUUGAGCAAUCAUGGAUUUUCAGUGACUGCUUUUGCACCAGCCGUGGCCACUGUCUUGAAAAAUAGGUACCCUAUGGCUACAUGUGGCUGCUGCUUAUAAAUAAAAUUGUUUUCUGAUCCCAUGUCCAUACAGUAAAUAUGAUAUAUAUAUACUCUGAGGCAAUAGCCACAAAAAUGAAGUGUAAUCCAAAAAUGAACAAUUUAAAAAUCACAGAAGUAAAAUAUACCAAGUAUCUGUACAUUAUAUUAUUCUACUCUUACCUCUUAUAGUUUUCGAAACUGUACAGUUAUUGUACAGUUUCGAACCGAGGCUGACAUACACACGCUGUCGCCAUGACCCAAACUCUUAUUUCCUGGAAAAGGCCCGGUGCUAGAGCUCAGUGGUCUCAAUCCUCUUUUCGACAACUUCCCGUGACUACUCGGAAUUGCGUCACAUCGACAUCAUAUAAGCGUAAACAUGUCUGAAAGCGAUUUAUUUAGCCUAGUCCAUUUAUUUCGAAUGGUGAACUGAAUUGUGUACACUCACCGGCCAUUUUAAUAGGAAUACCUGUAUGCGCAGUGCGCUAUUGUUCCACUCAUUUUUACAACACAGCGACAUAGUGGCUACAGCCUCUGAGGCAGUAGCCACAAAAACCUGUUGCUCAUCUUGAAUUGUGAGGGAGAAGUUCCAAAUUUGAUUUCGCCAUGUAUUAAAAAUGUAGGCGGUACGGUGGUGUAGUGGUUAGCACUGUCGCCUCACAGCAAGAAGGUUCUGGGUUCGAGUCCAGUGGCCGACGAGGGCCUUUCUGUGUGGAGUUUGCAUGUUCUCCCCGUGUCCAUGUGGGUUUCCUUCUGCAGUCCAAAGAUAUGCAGGUUAGGUUAAUUGGUGGCUCUAAAUUGACCGUGUGUGUGAAUGGUUGUGUGUGUCAGCCCUGCGAUGACUGACUUGUCCGGGGUGUACCCUGCCUCUCAGACAUGGUUAGCUGGAAUAGGCUCCAGCUUGCCCCGCACGGGAUAAGCGGUUACAGAUAAAACAAACCAACAUUAAAAAUGUAUGAUUUGACACAGGUCAUUCAUAUCGGACUAGUCUAUGCAACUUCAUUGCAGUUACAGUUUUCAUACCACCGAUGGCUGCCAUCUUGAAUUUUCUAUGGUUCUCCAAGUGCCAAUUCCUAAGAACCGUGUCCUCAAUAUCAUGUUUUUAUUCCAUGGCUCAUUUGAAUACUUGAUUCUGAUUGCUCAAUUGUGACAUUCUAUGGUCUGUGAUUUCUUUAUGACAGACCGUUGCUAUGAAUCAUGUCAUUAACAGAUGCAAUGUAUGACUACUUCACACUGGGUUCUUGCACCACUCUGUCAGGGUUUGUUUCACAAUAAUGACUGCCAUGCUAUACAUUUAUUACUUCGAAUACUGAUAAGAAAAUUGAUCUGAAACGGUUGUCACUGGUGGCCAUUUUGAAAAAUGGCUGCCAUAUUGAAAAUUCCUGAUGACUCAAUAUCCAAAUUAGUUUGGAAUGUCUUUGGCAAUAAGUGUACCAAUUUAUAUGCUUUGAUCACAAAAUGCACGAUUGUUAGAGUAUUUUAUUUUUUUAAGCUAAGUACAUAACAGUAAUUGAAAGCCUGUGCUCAUGAGUUUAGAUGUACUGCUUAGCUACACACAUACACACAACUUUCCCCGCUUAAAGCACAGAACUUAACUGCACUUCCAAGAGCUGCGUCUGCUGCAUGUCGAGUUUUGGAUAAUUGCACUAGCCAUAGUACAUUUACAUGACCAUAAAAAAAGGGUAAUAGUACUGUAAUCCAGCUAAAUUCAACAGUUUAUCAAAUGCAAAUAUUCUCCCACAGUCAUGUGAUGACUGUGAAGGUGGUUCGGACCUCUGUGUGCUGAUUUACUUACUUAUGAAGAACGAGGCUAUUUCUCCAUAAACGUUUUCCUCAGGUCCUUUGACUUACAGAAAUACUUUUGACAUUCCUGUUACCAUUUAAGCUAAAAUUUCUCAUUUCGGCUCCAGUGCUCUGUUUACAGGAAGUGAUGUGCACUUUGAGGUUUAAACCAGUUUACAAAAAAUGAACACGAAGUGAGAGUUGGAAAAAUUCAUUGCUUAUAAUUAAUAUGAUCAUUCCUUUAGUAUAAUAUACUUUUUUUUUAACGUGGCUGUGUGAAAGCUCAAAUGAAAUGGAGACGAUGAUAAAAUCUUAUAUAAGCGUUGCAGUUUCUAAUGGUUCGUCAUGCAGGGGUAAUAGUUCUAUCAACUCGAUUCAAAACCACUUUAUUUCAAACGAACGCUUGUUUUAGUGGCUUAUAUUUCAGUUUCUUCCAAAAGGGCUUGCUUUCUUCAUAUUCCUUAUCCGCAUUGAAAGCGUGUGGGCAAAAUUUCAAAUUAUCAGCUGCAAUCUGAAUCGCAAAUUUGCUGCACUUUAGUAUUGUGUAUAUAAAAGUUAAAUAUACAUGUGGAAGCCCCCCUCCCCACACACAGUAAUUGUUGGUUUGCGUAUGAAUGCUGGCGCAUCUAUACUUUAACUGAUAGCAAGCUGUUAAGUGUAGGGUCAGCUUUUAGUUGUUUAUCAGCGGAGUCCAGAUGAGAACGAGACUGAAGACUCAAGCGCAUAUAAACAUCUCUUAACAGCUGCGUCAUCUGUGCAUCUGCUGCCAGAGUUUCAAAAGACAAAUAAAGGCAUUUGAUAACCUGUGUCGGAGCAGACUACUCCUAACUCCUGUUAUUGAUUGAGCUGCUGUCUAGAAGGCUUUGCACAUGGCUUUUCUUAAACAAAAUGGAAUAACUUUAAUAAAGCUCGAUGAGGAUUUCUAAGA
This is a messenger RNA of Neoarius graeffei (lesser salmon catfish), 5609 nucleotides long. It is a transcript of the gene appl2, whose product is annotated as adaptor protein, phosphotyrosine interaction, PH domain and leucine zipper containing 2. The coding region runs from base 56 to 2056 and encodes 666 amino acids. Gene Ontology annotation, biological process: signaling. NCBI's taxonomy places the organism in Eukaryota, Metazoa, Chordata, Actinopteri, Siluriformes, Ariidae. The record is from RefSeq and is a predicted model, not a curated record. Gene Ontology annotation, molecular function: protein binding. The transcript is spliced from 21 exons. Gene Ontology annotation, cellular component: endosome membrane; cytoplasm.